Messenger RNA from Psammomys obesus (fat sand rat), 5593 nucleotides. RefSeq names its product chromatin remodeling regulator CECR2. Gene Ontology annotation, biological process: chromatin remodeling. The record is from RefSeq and is a predicted model, not a curated record. NCBI's taxonomy places the organism in Eukaryota, Metazoa, Chordata, Mammalia, Rodentia, Muridae. The coding region runs from base 103 to 4401 and encodes 1432 amino acids. Gene Ontology annotation, cellular component: CERF complex. Gene Ontology annotation, molecular function: protein binding. The transcript has 19 exons.
CGCCGGAGCCUCACCGCCCGUGCUCACGCCGAGCGGCGGGAGAAGAGGCGCUUGCGGGAGUCGGAGCGAGCGGGCGGGCGGGCGAGCGAGCGAGGCGGGGAGAUGUGCCCGGAGGAAGGCGGCGCGGCCGGGCUGGGCGAGCUCCGCUCCUGGUGGGAAGUCCCGGCCAUCGCGCACUUCUGCUCGCUCUUUCGCACGGCGUUCCGCCUGCCCGACUUCGAGAUCGAGGAGUUGGAGGCAGCUCUUCACAGAGAUGAUGUGGAAUUUAUCAGUGAUCUGAUUGCCUGCCUGCUUCAGGGCUGUUAUCAGCGAAGGGACAUCACGCCUCAGACAUUCCACAGCUACCUAGAAGACAUUAUUAACUACCGUUGGGAGCUUGAAGAAGGAAAGCCCAAUCCUCUGAGGGAAUCCAGUUUCCAGGACCUUCCUCUGCGAACUCGGGUGGAGAUCCUGCAUCGCCUCUGUGAUUACCGGCUAGAUGCAGAUGAUGUCUUUGAUCUUCUCAAGGGUCUUGAUGCAGACAGUCUCAGAGUGGAGCCUCUGGGUGAGGACAACUCAGGUGCACUCUACUGGUACUUCUAUGGGACACGAAUGUACAAAGAAGACCCAGUACAAGGAAGGUCUAAUGGCGAACUGUCCUUGAGCAGGGAAAAUGAACGACCAAAAAGUGUCUCAAAUGUUCCUGGAAAAACAGGCAAAAGAAGAGGAAGGCCGCCAAAACGGAAGAAAACUCAGGAGGAGAUUAUAUCCAGUGAAAAGCAGGACGGAAAUUCCUUGGCACCUGACCUACAGACAAGAAAUGGUUCCCGAGGCCCAGGCCAAGGUACUUGGUGGCUCUUGUGUCAAACAGAAGAAGAAUGGAGACAGGUCACUGAGAGCUUCCGAGAGAGGACCUCUCUGCGAGAGCGGCAACUCUACAAGCUCCUCAGCGAGGACUUCCUGCCUGAAAUCUGCAACAUGAUUGCCCAGAAGGGAAAACGUCCACAGCGCACAAAGCCAGACUUGCAACAUAGGUUUAUGUCUGACCACCUGUCCAUCAAAUCCAUCAAGCUAGAGGAGACCCCCAUGCUCACCAAGGAAAAACAGAAACGCAAGGAGGAGGAGGAAGAGCGACAGCUGCUUCUCGCAGUGCAGAAGAAGGAGCAAGAGCAGAUGUUGAAAGAGGAGAGAAAGCGGGAAUUGGAGGAAAAGGUCAAGGCAGUGGAAGAUCGAGCUAAGAGGAGAAAGCUGAGGGAGGAACGGGCAUGGCUGUUGGCUCAAGGCAAGGAGCUACCCCCAGAACUUUCCCAUUUGGACCUGAAUUCUCCUAUGAGGGAAGGAAAGAAGACCAAGGACCCCUUUGAACUGGAUGACGAUUUUACUGCCAUGUAUAAAGUUCUCGAUGUGGUAAAGGCUCACAAGGAUUCCUGGCCUUUCUUGGAACCUGUGGAUGAAUCUUAUGCCCCAAACUAUUACCAGAUUAUUAAGAUUCCCAUGGAUAUUUCAACCAUGGAGAAGAAAUUAAAUGGAGGGUUAUAUUGUACAAAGGAGGAAUUUGUAAACGACAUGAAGACCAUGUUCAGAAAUUGUCGAAAAUACAAUGGGGACAGUAGUGAAUAUACCAAGAUGUCUGACAAUUUAGAGAGGUGUUUCCAUCGGGCCAUGAUGAAACAUUUUCCUGGUGAAGAUGGAGACACAGAUGAAGAAUUUUGGAUCAGAGAGGAUGAAAAACGGGAAAAAAGAAGGAGUCGGGCUGGUCGAGGUAGUGGAAGCCAUGUUUGGACUCGCUCAAAAGACUCAGAAGGUCCCAGCAGGAAGCUGCCACCAGUGGAGAAUGGAGGGAAAUCAUUGCCCCCUGCACGCCGAGCUGCUUCCUCAGGGGAUGGUCACAGGAGCAGUUCUACACAACUCCCUCCAGAGCGGCCAGCAGCACCAGGAACAUUUCGUUCUCUUCAAGGAUCAGAUCCUACCAGCUUAUAUGGCUCCUCUCGAGUCCCAGAGGUGCCCCCAGGAGAGCCCUUGCAGCACCCACCUUUUGCUAUACAGGCUCCAGUUGGAAUUAGUAACCACCGAGGACCCCGGCUCAGUGCUCCUGAAGAGAAGAUGUGUGGGGGCCUAACACACCUUUCCAUGGGGUCACAUCCCCCCUCCUUGCAGCUUGGGCAGAUGAAUUGUUCCAGUCAAGAUGGAAACCUUUAUCCACCCUCUCCAUUCCAGGCAGGAUUUAUUUCUGCUAGGCAUGGUGGGACUCCAGCCCGACCUCCUGACUUUGCUGAAAACUCAGAAAUUCCUCCUGGUCACAUUUAUCAUUCAUACAAGUAUCUGAAUAGAGUACACCCUGCUGUCUGGAACGGGAACCAUGGGGUUACAAACCCUGGACGUUUGGGGCCAGAUGAGAAGCCCCAUCUGGGGCCAGGACCCUCUCACCAUCCCCAUACCCUUGGUCAUAUGAUGGAUGGCCGAGUGAUGAGACCACCUAUCCCACCAAACCAGUGGACUAAACAGUCAGGCUUUCUGCCUCAUGGAGUUUCUUCCUCGGGGUAUAUGCAGCCACCCUGUAAGUCUGCUGGACAUCGGUUGCAGCCACCUCCAGCUCCAGCACCAAGUCCUCUAUUUGGAGGACCCUCCCAACCUCUCCGGGGGGUACAAGGAGGGGAAUCAAUGAUGGACAGCCCUGAAAUGAUUGCCAUGCAGCAGCUGUCCUCCCGAGUCUGUCCCCCAGGUGUGCCUUACCAUCCCCGCCAGCCCACUCCUCCACAGUUACCUGGUCCCUUUCCACAGGUAGCUCAUUCAGCAUCAGUAUGUGUGUCAGCCCCCAAGCCUGCAUUGGACAACCCUGGGAACACACAGGAGACCAGUGAAACACAAGAGCCUGAGAAUGACCGAGCAGAGCCUUUGUCUGGACUUGAAGAGAAAGCAGCAAGCAUUUGUGCUUCAGAGGGGGUAUACCUCAAGCAGCUACCUCACUCAGUGCCUCCCCUGCAAGCCAGCUGUUCCAAGCAAAGCUCUCCAGAAGAGAGGGAAACAGAGGACGCAGAAGUCAAAAGUGAUGCUGCAGACACUGCAGACACUUACAAACCAUCAAAGAGCAAGAACACCUGGCCUUUGGACAACAGCUACAGCAGCCCAGCUGUGCAAGGCUGUUUGAGAGACCUCUCCAUAGUUGCAGACAGGGGGACUCUACCUGAAAAUGGGGUUGUUGGUGAAGCAUCUCCUUGUAGAUCAGAGGGGAAGGGCCUUGGUGGCUGUGGUUCAGAAAAGCCACUCUGCUCCAGGGGUAAAACAUUGCAGGAAACCAUGCCAUGUACAGGACAGAAUGCAACUACACCUCCUUGCACAGAUCCCAGUUUGAUGGCAGGCACUGUGAACCACUUUUCUCCUUUGUACAUGCCUGGCCUAGAAUACUCUAAUUCAGCUACACAUUACCAUACGAACCCAAGUCUGCAAGGCUUAGGCUCUGUGGUGGGAGGAAAGUCCCCAGGAUCCCAGCCUCAGCCCUUCUCUCCCAGGAGUUUCCAGCCUAAUAGUUCUCAUCCUGGACUCUUUCCCCGGUAUCGCCCCCAACAGGGAAUGAGGUAUUCCUAUCAGCCAUCUUCUCAGUCCUCCUACCACCCUUAUCAGCGGACUCCUUAUUAUACCUGCCCACAGGGCUUUUCUGAUUGGCAGAGAUCUCUCCCUUCCCAGAGAAGCCCAAGUGGAGCCGCAGGGAGUCAUCCUCCACGCCCCCUCUUCGCAGAUAAGAAUGCCUUGCCUAGCCUGCAAGGUUGUGAGACACUAAAUGCUGCCUUAGCUUCUCCAACUCAAAUGGAUACAGUGGCUGCUAAAGUUGUUCCAUCUGAUGGACAGAAUUCUGGUCCAGAGGAAGAGAAGAUAGAUGAAUCUGUGGAUAGGCCAGAGAGUCCCAAAGAAUUUUUAGAUCUGGACAACCAUAAUGCAGCUACGAAGCGGCAGAGCUCACUGUCCGCCAGUGACUAUCUUUAUGGAACACCACCGCCACCUCUGAAUUCAGGAAUGACUUUCGGCUCACCGGCUUUUCCUCCCCACGGUGUAAUGCUGCAGACAGGGUCUCCAUACACUCCUCAGCGUCCAGCCAGUCAUUUUCAGCCCAGGGCAUACCCAUCCCCUGUAGCUGCCCAUCCACCUCCCCAUCAAGUGGCCACUCAGCCCAAUGGCCUCUCUGCAGAGGGCCCUCUCUACCGCUGUCAGGACGACGACUUUGGUCACGUUCAGGCUGCAGUGAUGGAGCAGACAGGCUCUGGAAGUGGAAUAAGGGGAUCCUUUCAAGAAGUGCACAGACCAUCAGGAAUGCACAUGCAUCCAAUCCAGUCACAGUCUUUAUUCCCAAAGACCCCGGUACCUGCAGCAUCACCAGAACAGUUGCCACCACAUAAGCCCCCGACACUUCCUCUGGAUCAGAGCUAGUCCAAGGAGGAAAUGAGCCCAAGGAAAUGACAGCUGCCCGCGAAGACAGGCAGGCAGGCAGGCCUUGGAGGACUUGGAGGAGUGACUGUUGUACAUCUCUGUUCUGCCAUCUGCUCCAUCUCUGCUGUGAAUGAAGCCAUCCUCAGAGGACCUGCCUAAGCCUUAGGUGCACGCUCUUGAGAGACUGACAGGGCCGUGGCUGGAAUCGCCCACACAGCCCACAUGCUUAACAAGAGCAAGUGUACCUGGAGUUCUUGCCGACUUCUCUAAUCCCCAAGACUCUUGUUCAGGGAAAAUCACUCUAAACUUGGGUAGAGGGUGCGUGUGAGGCUGGAGUGGUGCUUUUAAACUCUAAUGAGCAGCUAAUCUCAGGUAUCUAUUUGGGGAGGGACUACUUGUAGUAUUAAUGUUUUUGGAGCUGGGUCCAGUUUACAGAAGCUUCAUGUUGCCUGUGUGUGUGUGUGUGUGUGUGUGUGUGUGUGGUAUUGUAUAUAGAGUGGGACAGUCAGGUGGGCACAUGGAGCUGGGAGCCCUUCCCAGCUGCGGCAGGCACACAGUACUGGAUCAGUCCCUGUCUUUGUACAGUCAGGUCACACUGAAUGCUUAUGGAACUUGGAAAAGAGGCCCAGGGGGUUUCGGCCACUGACUUGUUUUCCUAGUAGCCUCCUUUCCAGCCAGCCUCAGAGACUGCUUGUCCUUCUCAGCAUUCGCUUCUCAGUUUGGUGGAAGGUGCUGUCAUGUGGCCUACUGGGUGUUUCAGCCAUUGGACAGGCUGCUUACACUCUGGUGGCCCUAGUUCUAGAUUUGGGAAUGCAUGGCCCUUCCUGAUUUUUCUGCCAUCUCUACCACAUAGUUGUAAACCAGGAAUUUGGGCUCUAUAGAGUGUUUUACUUACUAGAAAAUAAAGUGGCUUCUUCAUGGGCCUAAAGGCCUGUGAUCUAGAAGCCAUCACACGCUUUCUAGCACAAAUCACGUUUUGUGAAAGUGACUACUCAGGUUUGUUAUGUAUGUUAGUCUCAAUAAAGAAAUUGCACAGGUUUGAAAAAGGAAAGUAUAUCGUAUAGAUUUAAAUUUGAAUUUAGGACUACUUCAGUAUGUAUAGUUUUUAUUCAGUUUAAGUGAAUCAUAGUAGACGCAGUCAUGUUGAUUUAAAGCUGUCAAGGGCUAGGUCUUGCAAAUUAUUAUGUCUAUG